AUGAGUGAAGCAGGGGACAUGGGUAAACAGCUAUUGGUGGCGUUAACCCGACGUAUAAACAAUCUCAGAUCCGCACUAGGGUUCGAUGUUUCCAAUUCAGAUCGGGAGGAGAAAGCUGUGACUGCCGUCAAAAGAGACCCUAUCAUGGCUGAGAAUUUUCUUCAAAGACUCAAACAGAAAAAAUCGGACAAAUACCUCAACAUUGAAGUCAGAGCCAUUGUUCGUAAUCAGGAUGACUAUCCAUAUUCCGUGUCCAUGACGCCAGCAAAUGUUCUGAAGAACGUCAACCAAGAUGUUGUCCCCUAUGAUCAUGCCCGUGUUAUACUGCAAGAUGCUCCACAUGGAGAGAAUGAUUAUGUCAAUGCCAGUUACAUAGAUGGUUACAGUCAGGAAAAAGAAUACAUUGCUUCACAAGGUCCAAAACAGAAAACAGUUCCAGCAUUUUGGCAUAUGGUUUGGCAAGAGGGUGUUCAUUGCAUUGUAAUGGUAACAGGCCUUUUUGAAAAUGCCAGUCAACAAUGCGACAAGUACUGGGGCGAUGUGUUUAGCAUGCAGAAAUAUGUUCGUCAUGGUGACAUACACAUCUGGCUUGACUCAACUAUGGAGAUCGCUCAAUUGACUAUACGCAACUUUCGAAUAAAACGGGAUGGUGCAACAGAAGAAAGAAGUAUCAAACAUUUUGAAAUGAUUGGAUUUAACGAUGAGGCUACUGACCCUGGAUUUCUCCUAGACUGUGUCCGCCGUGUAAACACAUAUAUGCUUGGGGUCACUGGGCCCAUUCUUGUCCACUGCAGGUGUGGAGGAGGUAAGACUGCUGUAUUUAUUGCCCUGGACUGCUGCCUCAAACAGCUGCAAAAAGAAGGAUGUAUCGAUAUAUACAGCACAGUCCUUCAUUUGCGAAAGUUUAGGAAAAAUAUGGUCCGUACACUGUACCAGUAUCGCCUUAUCUAUGAAGCUGCAGCUAUGCAUAUCCAAUGUGGAACUACUGUGGUACCAUCUGCACAACUCCCAGCCAUGGUCCAACGCCUCGCACUAAAGGAUCCUCGCACACGGUUGCAUGGAUUUGAAAAAGAACACCAAAUAAUUAAAAACAUUGCAACACGGCUGAGUAUAGGAGACUGUGCUGGAGGUCAUCGAUCAGAAAAUCGAACAAAAAGUCGUGAUAUAAUGUUACUUCCUCCUGAACGAGCAAGGCCGUAUCUACUGACAUCAGAGUCAAGUGAUAACGGCACAGACUUCAUAAAUGCUGUGUUCAUUGAUGGUUACUAUCAGGAGAAUAACUUCCUAGUCACACAGUGGCCUUUGCAAAAUACAAUCAACGACAUAUGGCGUCUAAUUUACGACUACAAGAUCAUGUCCCUAGUGGUUCUCAACGACAUCAAAUAUUCCCGGAGUCAUCCUUGCUUCUGGCCCUCUGACCUGGAUGUGGAGCAUAAGUAUGGCCCGAUUGGAGUUCGAUAUCUUGGCUGUCAGAAAUUUCCAAACAUUGUUAUCAGAGCUUUCGCUGUGAGGAAGAAUCUCACCUGUAUGUCUGACAUCUUGGCUGAAUAUACUGUGGUGAAAACUUUCCAUCUGACCUGCUGGCCUGCCAAAGAGAAGACCCCACAUACCUCAAAGUCUAUGAUCUAUCUGAUGGGUUGUGUGGAGGAAUGGCAACAGCGUACCAACCCAUUGAGCCCAGUCUGUAUCAUGUCUAAGGACGGAUACACACGAUGUGGUGUAUACUGUGUGACCAAUAUCUGCCUGGACCAGCUGAAGGCCGAGAGUGAAGUUGAUGUGUUUGGUGCUGUGCGAAUUGUCAAAAAAAAUCGUCCAGACUUGGUGCCAAAUGUUGUAGAGUAUGUGUUUUGUUAUUCCUUUGUGGUGACUGUUCUGGACAUUAUGCAAGAAGACAAACCAAAAAUUGUGAUAACUGGUCCUGCUUCUAAAGGUGGUCAGGUAAACAGAGGCUAUCAUGUUGACAUGUCUGGUCUCCAUGGCAACCUAUUCAAUAAUGAUGAGUUCACCAACCUUAUGACCAAAUCUUCACAAAUGAAUUUCCAUCCUGGCUUUGACAUCCUGCCACCACUGGACGGCAAAAAUUUGGCAGCAAAAGGUCACAUUACCACCCAGAGAGUAGCACUAGCACACCUCCAAAUUCCAAGUAUCGACAGUGUCAGUGUGUCCUCGGCUGAUUCUGCGUCUGACCAAGGCGAGGUAUCAUUAAUGAAUAGAAAUGUCACCUCUAAUACAUCUGUGACAAAUGGUGUACAUGCAGCAAGUAGACAUGAGGAAAAUAACAACGUGCGAGUACCAACUAGUCACCUGACUAAUGGUGGCCAUCCCAGUAAUGGUCCUGUGCAGGCUUCCUCCAGCGCAUUCUAUUCUAUAUCCUCCCAGAAUUCAAACACAGAAAUUUUCCGUGGUGAAUUUGUGCCAUCAAAAAAACCACUUGCUGACUCGAGGACUAAAAGACCUACAUUACGCCGCCAAGAUGCUACCGAUUCUGACAACGUUGAACUGAAAAUGCUGGAAACCAAAAUUCCAACGGAGGAGUGUCUUUCACUUCAAAUCUCACCAUUAUGA
Messenger RNA from Ylistrum balloti, 2565 nucleotides. RefSeq names its product receptor-type tyrosine-protein phosphatase kappa-like. Gene Ontology annotation, biological process: protein dephosphorylation. Bases 1 to 2565 code for a protein of 854 amino acids. The record is from RefSeq and is a predicted model, not a curated record. NCBI's taxonomy places the organism in Eukaryota, Metazoa, Mollusca, Bivalvia, Pectinida, Pectinidae. Gene Ontology annotation, molecular function: protein tyrosine phosphatase activity. The transcript has 16 exons.